Triplophysa rosa is the source of this 3704-nucleotide messenger RNA. It is a transcript of the gene rabep1, whose product is annotated as rabaptin, RAB GTPase binding effector protein 1. The coding region runs from base 108 to 2678 and encodes 856 amino acids. Gene Ontology annotation, biological process: endocytosis. The transcript is spliced from 18 exons. Gene Ontology annotation, molecular function: growth factor activity; GTPase activator activity. Gene Ontology annotation, cellular component: intracellular membrane-bounded organelle. NCBI's taxonomy places the organism in Eukaryota, Metazoa, Chordata, Actinopteri, Cypriniformes, Nemacheilidae. The record is from RefSeq and is a predicted model, not a curated record.
UGUGUUAUUUCUACAAUGACGUUGCUCACUCGGUAGUAGACUGUUCUGCUGGGCGCUCCUAGCUUUCCUUCAGAGAGCUGCUUUUGUAAACUCAGCCCCGGGAAACCAUGGCCGAGCAGGCCUCGGAAUCCACACGGUCGCCGCAACAUGACGGGGUUAUACAGCUGUCAGCGGCCGAGCAAGAGCAAGAACGAGCCGACUUCCUGAAGCUCAAACAACAGCUGGAGAUAGAGUUCAACCAGAAGCGAGCCAAGUUUAAGGAACUCUAUCUGUCUAAAGAAGAUGAACUAAAGAGGCAAGCUGCUAUACUGGAGAAGGCCCAGGCCGAGCUGAGCAGGGUUCAGGCCCAGUUGGAUGAUGCUCAAGCUGAGAUGGAGACCAUUAAAGCCGUGGCCACCGUAUCUGAGAGCACAAAGCAAGAGGCCAUCGACCAGGUCCGACAGCAGUGGCAGGAGGAGGUGGCUUCACUGCAGGCUAUUAUGAAAGAUGCAGAAUGUGAGUUCAAGCUGCAGUUCCAGCAGAAACUUGAGCAGGAGCGCGCUCAGUGGGCUCAGUAUCGUGAGGCGAUGGAGCGUGAGGUGGCCGAGCUGCGCCGCCGUCUCUCUGAGGGACGGGAGGAGGAGAAUUUAGAGAAUGAUAUGAAAAAGGCUCAGGAGGACGCGGAGAAGCUGCGCUCUGUGGUGAUGCCGAUGGAGAGCGAGAUUGCAGCUCUGAAGGCCAAACUGACAAGCUCGGUGGAUCGGGUGAAGGAACUGGAGGCGGCAAAGGGGAAGGAGCUCAAUCAUGUCCUGGAAGCUGAGAAAUCGUGCCGCACAGACUUGGAGAUGUACGUCGCGGUCCUUAACACACAAAAAUCUGUCCUUCAAGAGGAUGCAGAGAAACUUCGAAAGGAACUCCAUGAAGUGGUUUAUUUAUUGGAGAUGGAGCGGCAACAGCACAAUCAGCUGAAACACACUUGGCAACGGGCCAACGAUCAGUUCCUGGAGUCGCAGCGGCUGCUGAUGCAAGACAUGCAACGCAUCGAAAGCGUGCUGUCCUCCGAGCAGCUGCGGCAGGUGGAGGAGAUAAAGAAGAGGGACCAGGAGGAGGAUGAAAAAGAGAGAUUGAGUGAAGCUAAAGAGGCCAGUGAGGAUGAAGUGACAGAACAUGCAGAGGCAGUGGAAGAUUCUUUGCUCGGAUUCUCUAUAGAAGAGUCUCACCUCAGCCAGAGCAUUCACAGUUCUUUGCACUCGCUGGACGCAGACACUCCGGGCCGUCCGGACGGCUCCGACCCUUAUAAGGACGGCCUUCGGAGGGUUCAGUCCACAGACAGCCUGGGUUCUUCAGGAGGGACACUACAGCCUCACGGGCUGGGUGGACAAAACAACAAGGCCAAGUCAGCCAGCCAGUUGGAUGAGUCGGACUUUGGUCCUCUAGUGGGGGCAGACUGUGGGGGCUUUGACAGCAUGGACACCUCCUCCAUAUCCUCCCUUCAGCCGGGACAGUUUCUCCUCACCAAAGACCAAGAGAAGGCCAUUAAGGCCAUGACCCCAGAGCAGGAGGAGACCGCGUCACUGUUGUCCAGCAUCUCGCAUACGGCCGACAUGGCUUAUCUGCCUCCGUCUGGAUACCGAUUGGUCAGCGAGAGCGGGUGGAGACUUCUGCAGCAAGAGCUGAAGAAUGCUGGAAGGAAGCUGGGCCGGAGAUGUGAUAUGUGCUCUAAUUAUGAGAAACAGCUGCAGGUCAUUCAGGGACAAGAGGCCGAGACUCGAGAUCAGGUAAAGAAGCUUCAAGCGAUGUUGCGGCAGGCAAACGAUCAUUUGGAGAGGACGAUGAAUGAGAAGCAGGAGUUAGAAGACUCUGUCAAACAGGCCAAUGAGGAGACUGCUGCCAAGAUCUCAGAGUUGAUGCAGAAAGUUCAGGAGUCUGAAUCUCUAGUCAGCGCUCUUCAGCAGACCUUCAGUCAGGCCAAGAGGAACACCCAGGAACAGAUGGCUGUCUUGCUGCAGUCCCGAGAGCAGGUAACAGAAGAGUUGAACAGACUGCAGAGAGAUAAUGAUAGUCUUCAGGGUAAACACAGACUUCACCUGACACUACAGCAACAAGAGGACUUUCACAUGCCAGCCACUGUACAGGAGCUGCAGCAGCUGGUAUUGCAGUACAGGCAGGACAUCAUCGCCGCCCGCACGGCUGCAGAGCACUUAGAGGAGAAACUGAAAGCAGAAAUCUUGUUCUUAAAAGAACAAAUCCAGGCAGAACAGUGUCUGAAGGAGAACCUGGAGGACACGCUGCAGCUGGAGAUCGAGGGAUGUAAAGAGGAGAUUGCAUCUUUUUCCAGCCUUAAAACAGAACUGGAGCGAGUGAAGAGUGAAAAGGAGCAGCUGGAGAGCAGUAUGGCAGAGAAGAGCCAGACAUUGGAAAGUGUACAGGCCCUGAAGAACAGUCUGGAGGAACAGUUGAAAGAAACCCGCAGCACCAAGAGUGCUUUGGAGAAUCAAGUGUUUGAAGAGAAAGACAAGUCUCAAAGACUUCAGACCGAGCUGGAUGUCAGCGAGCAGGUCCAGAGAGACUUUGUCAAGCUGUCCCAGACUCUUCAGGUCCAGUUGGAACGGAUCCGACAGGCGGACUCAUUAGAGCGCAUCCGGGCCAUCCUCAACGACACUAACCUUACAGACAUCAGCCAGCUUCCUGAGACAUGAUGAUGUCACUUCCUCCUCAUGACUCCAGCGCUCAUAUAAACACACGCUCACAUACGAACUCCACCUCUAUCCCAGCUCUGACCCAACUUCAUCACUGUGCCCUUCCUGGCGAGACCUCUCUAGGCCCAGGGGGUCUGAAAUGAGAUGGGGGGGUUAAAAAAAACAAUCAUUUAAAGUCAAAGGUAAAACGAAUGGUGUGGGAAAGGUCCUGAGAGAGACAUGAGACGUUUUGGAGAUCACUAGUGACACCUGCUAAUGCUAUUGAAAUAUUGUAAAGCGUGUACAUACAUUAGCAAGGAGCAAGAUAAAAAACUGAUGUCGGAAGUGAAGAUGGGUUUUAGACGGAUUUGUUUCUUGUUGCAGUUUCCACCGUGGAUCUUGCAAGGAACUGCUGUUUUUUUAAUGAACGCACCUCGUGCGAGUUUAGGAAAUGGAAAUCGAGUCAAUGAUAAUCAUCUACUGUGACUAUUUCAUUUAUCUGAUUCUGCCAAAGUUCUCCCCUCUGUUCUCUUUACUCUUCUCUCCCGCUUCUCUUUCCAUCUUCCGAGCCAGAAUCAGUGACGUAUGAAGGAAGUACCCACCUGAUGUGUUUUGUACAUACGUGUAUACAGAUUAUGUGUGUAUAUUGCAUUAGAUAAGGUAAUACACGAGACUGUGACUCUCCGCCUUGACUCGCCCCUGACAGACGUCUUUCUCCUUGUCCGCAAAUCAUUUCAUUGGGCUGUGUGACUGUUUUACUUUUACAUACAUCUGCGACCCUUCUUUACAUAUUGCCUGAAGUUACUGCUACUCGGGUUGUAACCGAUGGGUAUUUUUGCUUGUUUUUUUGUUAAGGAUAUCUCAUACAUCAUACAGCUUCAUCUGUUGUUUAAUCUGAUUACAUUCACAGAUGUCAGCUAUUUAGUACCUGCUGUAAUUCAGAUGUACAUUUGAUUUGUCGGGUAUAGCGAAGUUUUUUCUUUUCGGGCUGAUAUCUGCAUAAUGAAAGACACCUUACAGUAGACUAAUAAAAACACACUAUGGUUA